AUGCAGCUGCCUUCAGCUGAGCUGGACACUAGCAGAGGGACUUGGCGGCUCACAAAUGGAGCUUGUCAGCUGGGAGGGAGACUCCGGAGCUCGGAGCGAGGGCGCCAGUGCACAGUUGGGGCGGGUGCGCAGGAGACUGGGGAGCGCGGAAGCGCUGGGGGCGGGAGCGCGGGCCCCGGGAGCAGCGAGGGACGGCGGCCGCGCAGCAGCGCUUGGGGGCCGGCUGUUUCGGGCCCCCGCCCCCUCGGUGGUGGCUCGCUCUUCGCUUCUCCGGCUCCGAAACAGACACAGCCUCCGCCGCCGCCGCCGCCGCCGCCGCCGCCGCUGCCUGGCGCGCUGCCGGCUCCCUGGAACAGCCUCUCGGACACCGGCCACUUCCCGGCACUGGAGGGGCACAACGCGGCCACCGACCCGGUGGUGCUCCAGGAGGCGAGAGGGGUCCCGGCGCGCUCCGGGGCCCCGGCGCAGCGCACGGUGAGCGCCCCCGGGGCUCGGGGAUCCCUUAGCCGCGGGUCCCGGGGUACCACCUCCCGGGUGCCGGAUGGGGCCGCCCUGGGGGCGCAGGGCAGAAGUUGGGACCGAACGCAGCCUGCCUCUGCCGCCGAGCCCGACAUACUGCCGCCAGGGCGCAACGCCACCACGUACCGGGCGCGGUCUGGGCAGCAGCAGCUGGCGCAGGGGGGCGCCGUGGGGGGCUCGGAGGGGGCGGCGCCGCUGGGGCCGGCGCAGGUGGUCACCGCCGGCCUCCUGACCCUGCUCAUCGUCUGGACUCUGCUGGGCAAUGUGCUGGUGUGCGCGGCCAUCGUGCGCAGCCGCCACCUGCGCGCCAAGAUGACCAACGUCUUCAUCGUGUCUCUGGCUGUGUCCGACCUCUUCGUGGCGCUGCUGGUCAUGCCCUGGAAGGCGGUCGCCGAGGUGGCCGGUUACUGGCCCUUUGGGGCCUUCUGCGACGUCUGGGUGGCCUUCGACAUCAUGUGCUCCACUGCCUCCAUCCUGAACCUGUGCAUCAUCAGCGUGGACCGCUACUGGGCCAUCUCCAGGCCCUUCUGCUACGAGCGCAAGAUGACCCAGCUUGUGGCCUUGGUCAUGGUCGGCCUGGUGUGGACCUUGUCCAUCCUCAUCUCCUUCAUCCCAGUCCAGCUCCACUGGCACAGGGACAAGAUGGGCUCCUGGGGUGGGGUGGACCCGCCAUCUAACUCCGCCAACGGGACGCCCUGGGAGGAAGCCGGGGAGCCAGAAGUGAGCGCGGAAAACUGUGACUCCAGCCUGAACCGAACCUACGCGAUCUCCUCCUCGCUCAUCAGCUUCUACAUCCCGGUGGCUAUUAUGAUUGUGACCUAUACGCGCAUCUACCGCAUUGCCCAGGUACAAAUUCGCAGGAUUUCCUCCCUGGAGAGGGCCGCGGAGCACGCGCAGAGCUGCCGGAGCCGUGAGGCUUGUGCGCCCGACGCCGGCCUGCGGGCGUCCAUCAAGAAGGAGACCAAGGUCCUCAAGACCCUGUCGGUGAUCAUGGGGGUCUUCGUAUGCUGCUGGCUACCCUUCUUCAUCCUUAACUGCAUGGUCCCCUUCUGCAGCGGAUACCCCGAGGGCCCCGGGGCGGGCUUCCCCUGUGUCAGCGAGACCACCUUCGACGUCUUCGUCUGGUUCGGCUGGGCCAACUCCUCUCUCAACCCCAUCAUCUAUGCCUUCAACGCUGACUUCCGGCAGGUGUUUGCCCAGCUGCUGGGGUGCAGCCACCUCUGCUCUCGCACCCAGGUGGAGACCGUGAACAUCAGCAAUGAGCUCAUCUCUUACAACCAGGACACCGUGUUCCACAAGGAGAUCGCAGCCGCCUACAUCCAUAUGAUCCCCAACGUCGUGACACCGGGCGACGCGGAUGUGGACAAGCAGGCAGAGGAGGAGAGCCCUUUCGAUCGUAUAUCCCAUAUCUCUCCGAGGUCCCCAGGUGGCGACCCUGCUGCUCAGUCUGUCUGGGAGCUGGACUGCGAGGGGGAGACUUCACUAGGCAAGAUAACGCCUUUCCCCCCAAAUGGAUUCCAUUAACCCGCAUAAGAAACACGCCUCGUGGAUCUAUAUAACCGCGCAGACACUAGCAAGCAUGCGGAACCCACACACGGGCACACACUGACACGUUUCGAGUGCUGCUCAGUCUCUCACGUUUUCUGUGUUGGUGUGGUCGUCCACGUGCUUAGAAACCUCACCAGACCGAUUUGUUGUUGAAAGAUCUGGCAGAAGCAGUUGGAGUAAACUCAGACAAAUAUACCUUAGCCUAGCAGAGAUGGACCAGUUGUUCUGUUAGAGAAGAUAAGGCGGGGGAAGAAAAAGUGGUACUUAGUCUUUAAAAAAUAUACUCUCCCCUUCCUUUUUAAACAAAAGGAUCAUUCAGUGACUUAUUUGUGUUUGGGCUGAUUUUUAAACAGUAGGCUUAGUAUGUGUGUAGUGCUGAUGGGAGUGUGUGUGGCUUUCCGGAAUCUUGCUUCCUGUGGCCUGUGUUUAUGCAGUUUCUGCUCUCUGUAUGUCUUUACUACAGCUGAGGAAUUCUUCCUGAUUUGUUCUGGUGUCUAAUAAACACGAGUUAUGUGUAUUACAGGGUGAUUAUCUUUGCUUUGCCAGAUUGGUUCUCAGGACAGCUCCUGGAGAAGCCAUGAGAGCAUCUUUAAAAGCAGGGAAGAUCUUGGCUGGGUCUGGAAGCACACGCUUAUUUUCUUUACAGACAGUUUGGCCUUAAAGGUACACACAGGGGCAAGAG
This is a messenger RNA of Camelus dromedarius (Arabian camel), 2749 nucleotides long. It is a transcript of the gene DRD5, whose product is annotated as dopamine receptor D5. Gene Ontology annotation, biological process: adenylate cyclase-activating adrenergic receptor signaling pathway; G protein-coupled dopamine receptor signaling pathway. The transcript is spliced from 3 exons. Gene Ontology annotation, molecular function: dopamine neurotransmitter receptor activity, coupled via Gs; G protein-coupled receptor activity. Lineage: Eukaryota; Metazoa; Chordata; Mammalia; Artiodactyla; Camelidae. Gene Ontology annotation, cellular component: plasma membrane. The record is from RefSeq and is a predicted model, not a curated record. Bases 1 to 2043 code for a protein of 680 amino acids.